CGGAUAGGAAUUUGCGCGCGCUAUAGUAGUCGUCUAUAGAGCAAACAUGGCUGACUGGGAGGACGAAGAUUUUGAUCCAGAUGCGGGCUUUUCCAAGGCGGGGGCUGCCGCCGGUGACAAAUGGGAAGGAGAGGACGAGGAAGAAAAUGUGAAGGAUGACUGGGCUGCAUCAGAUGAUGAAGAGAAAAAAGAUGAAUCUUCAGAGCAGAAGUCAACUUCUGGAGAUGGAGCUUUUCAGGUCAAGAAGAAGAAGAACACAUUAGAAAAAGCAUUGCAAAGAAAAGCUGAGAAGAGGAAAGAGAAGGGUGAGAAAGAAAAGAUCAAAUUAACACCAGAAGAGGAAAUGGACGAAAAGUUAUUACAACAGAAAAUGGUAGAAGAGGCCGAUCUUGAACUAGCAAAGGAAGCUUUUGGUGUAGGGGCCGGAGAUGGUAAAUCAAUCGAUGCCAUGAAUCCGACGACGGAAGAGGAUUUCGAGGAAUUCGGGAAGCUAUUAAAAGACAAAUUAUCCAAAUUAGAAUCUUCAGAUUACUAUCCAAGUCUUCUAGAGGAUGUGUUUCAAUCAUGUUGUGUUUGCCUUGACGGUGAACAAGUGAGGAAAAUAGGUAGCAGUUUAACAGCAAUAGCAAAUGAGAAGACGAAAGCACAGAAGGCCUCGAAAUCAAAGAAAGGAAAGAAAAAAGCAGUGCUAGCAGGGAGCGGAAAGUCGGCGAAGAAGGAUGACUUUGAUGACUUUGGGUACGGUGGUGAUGAAUUUGAUGAUUUUAUGUGACAAAGACUCUUCAUAUUAGGCCAAAUUCUCCUGUUCUCUUCAAUGUCUUGUUAUCCAGUAAUGCCUGCACUACUACUGAAAGUUAUUUAUGGAACAUUUUAAAGACAAUUGGUAUAUAUAGUAGAUAAACAAUAAGAAGCAUGCAUUCUUUCUUUUUGUGACAUUUAUAAAAUGAAAAUUCUAUCAAUAAUUGGUCGAGACAUUUGAUCACCAUGUACUAGCUCACGUUGCAGUCUGUGAUAAAUCACUGAAAACUCAUUUACUUAGAAUUCAACAGAGUCUAAAAUGGUAUUUUACAUUCAAAGAGCAGUUCUUAAAUCACUGCAUUGUGUGACAUGAUAACUGUUCACAAGUCUGUUAUGUAGGCAAUAAAUGACUUUCUCACAAAUGCUAAGGUAAGUGCUAUUUGGGUAUAUCUUUGAUAUGCAGAUAAUUCCCCCCCCCCCCAAGGCCAGUGAAAAAUAUACUUUCAUUGAUUCAGGAAAUAUAAUUUGCAGAGCCCAAACUUGCUGUUAUACUUUUGGCUCAUUGAGAAUUGUAAUAAUUACUUUUUUGGUCCCUUUAGUAAUGAUUUAGAAUUAUAAUGUGCAUUUUCAUUUCAUGCAGUAGAUUAUGUCUAUUUUGUUUCAAGUUAAAUUGGUAGUGCACUAUAUGCAAUGGAACACAAAUUUCAUUGCCAUCUGCUUUCCUAGUUGAGUUUAUAGUAUUCCUUUAAUAACGGUCCAUAACAUCCAUCUUAAAAUGUCACUUUCUUAUAUGUCUUGAUGUUCAAAGAAAGCAUGUUAUGCUGUAAUAAUCAUUUUACAUUAUCAUCAAAUUAUGGUAACUUACAUUUUGCCUAACCUGAAAACAUCUUUUGACUGAACCAACCGUAAUAUUUCCAACAAGUCAUUUUUGUCCCCAUUCAAAGUAUAUUAUAUUAUUGCAUUAUAUACUUUUCUUAUUGUGUAUUUUGCCAUGAACAGAUAAAAGUAGGAACGAUAACUUUGGGCUGUAAUGCAAAUUAUUCCUUUUUGUGGGGUAAUUAUUUUGAAGCCUGGUGUAAAAAGAUUAUUUGAGAGGAAAUCCACUUAUCCGAAACCCAUUUAAAAGGCCAAUUUUGUACAAAUAACUUGUCUUCCUUUGUUUCAAAACUUUUGUAGUGUUUUUUUUUUAAAGAUUUAAUCUGUAUUUAGCAUUCCAUUUUCUGUUUUUACCUCAUCUUCUUGGCUCCUGAAACCUUCAACAACAACAAAAUCCUUCAAAGCAUUUUUUGAAAAUUUUCGCUUUGGGUUUUAUAAAGUGGACAACUAAAUUGGGUAUUCUUUAAUAUUUUAUUAGAUAUUACGAAUAUACACUCAUUCAGGCCCCAUCUUACAAAUAGUUGCGAUUAAUCACAACUUAUUUGCUUUUGAUAUUAAUCGCAACUAUAAGAGAUAGGAGACUGCAAACUUGCGAUUGAUUCGGAUCUAUUGCAACUCUUUAUAAUACGGGGCUCAGGUCUGCAACUUACGACGGCAAUUCUAGCCAUGUAAGUGGGUAAUCUUUCGAAAUUGGGACACUAAAAGUUAAAUGAUGCAAACAUUAGUCAGAACUUCCAUUUGUUGAUGUUGAUUUGAACAGAAUCUUGUUCUCAUUGAAAGUUUGUUUAUUUAUUAGAGAAUUACUGGUAUUAUAUCUGAUGAGGGGCAAAGUCCAAGAUGAAUGUCGGCCCCUUCAGUGCUACUAGGUCCACCAAAAGUAAUUUGAUUAAAUGUUCUCAUGAGUCAAAUAUAUUGAAUCAAUUUAAUCUGAUUAUUUUUUUUUAUAGAUAUAGUAGCAUUCUAUAAAUUAAUGUUUCCUGCUAAAACAAAAAUGUUAAAAGUUUUUUCUUGGACUGGAUUUUCUGACUGUGGCACAGAAGGGGCUAAUUGUCUAACGUGUACCAGGGUAUCCUGGAAUACGAUAUGGAAGCUACAUCAAUAUUUUACUUGAUUUUUAAGCAUGCAAUGAUUUUUUUUGGGCAUUCUGUUAAUUGACAUUAUUUGAUCCUGGACUUGUCUCAAAUGCUAAUGUUGUGAUUUCUGUUAAUCCAUUAAGCUCUGAAGUUACUCCCUCCAGUCUGUCAUCCAUUUUUGUUUAUUUUAAGUACCAGAUAAAGAGAACUUUCAUAUUUUUCCUUCAACAUUGAAAAGAUUGACCUUUUUUUUUUAAUGUUAAAAAUGCAGCUCUUAUUAAACUACAUCAAAUCUAGAGAAAUAAUCAUAUCGAGCAUUUCAUUAAUUUUUUCCCUUUUUGCUAUAUAUGAAAUGCUGCAUUUUUUAACACAAAGCAUGUUGUCAGUUCACAAAGAUAUGUAAAUCAUUUCUUAUAACCAUUGAGAAGCAAGUCUCUACAAAUGUCAUACAUUUAUAUUAUGCUUAAUAAAUAAAAACUUAAAUUACAAAGUUU
Messenger RNA from Strongylocentrotus purpuratus (purple sea urchin), 3181 nucleotides. RefSeq names its product eukaryotic translation initiation factor 3 subunit J (gene eif3j). The record is from RefSeq and is a predicted model, not a curated record. Gene Ontology annotation, molecular function: translation initiation factor activity. Gene Ontology annotation, cellular component: cytoplasm; eukaryotic translation initiation factor 3 complex. The transcript has 8 exons. Bases 47 to 772 code for a protein of 241 amino acids. Lineage: Eukaryota; Metazoa; Echinodermata; Echinoidea; Camarodonta; Strongylocentrotidae.